GAAUCAAUGGACUUGGUCCAGAGAUCUGCUUCUUGUCCUUCUGGCUGGUCUGAGUACAACGGUAACUGCUACCACUAUGUUUCCUUGCCCAUGGAUUGGGCUUCAGCUGAGAGGCACUGCAUGUCCAUGGGGGGACACCUGGCAUCAGUUCAUAACCUAAGGGAGUACCAUCAUAUUCAGCAUGUGAUAAGAAUGGCAACUUAUAGGUCCGGACUUACAUGGAUUGGAGGCAGUAAUGCACAGAAGCUAAGCAUUUGGCUUUGGAGCGAUGGAAGCCAAUUCCACUACACAAACUGGUGUCCAACAGAGCCUAACAAUUGGCGAGGCGACCAGCACUGUUUGCUGAUGAACCAUUAUGAAAGCCUGAGCAGUCCGAGAAGAAGCCUUUUUCUGUGGGUGGAGUACUUCAAAGACCUAUUUAAUCCCACCGACACGUCUUCCAUCGAGGAAGCAGAGCCUGGUGGCUCCGGCUUGGGUCCUCCCAUCUCUGUUGCUGAAGUCACAGAGGUGGUUAAAAAGCUCCUCGGUGGCAAGGCUCCAGGGGUGGAUGGGAUUCGCCCUGAGUACCUUAGGGCUCUGGAUGUUAUGGGGCUGUUCUGGUUAGCGCGGCUCUGCAACAUUGUGUGGACAUAG
Messenger RNA from Cyprinodon variegatus (sheepshead minnow), 633 nucleotides. Its product is annotated as galactose-specific lectin nattectin-like. NCBI's taxonomy places the organism in Eukaryota, Metazoa, Chordata, Actinopteri, Cyprinodontiformes, Cyprinodontidae. Gene Ontology annotation, molecular function: signaling receptor activity. The record is from RefSeq and is a predicted model, not a curated record. The coding region runs from base 7 to 633 and encodes 208 amino acids. The transcript has 5 exons.